Talaromyces marneffei is the source of this 1302-nucleotide messenger RNA. RefSeq lists its product as uncharacterized. The record is from RefSeq and is a predicted model, not a curated record. The transcript is spliced from 2 exons. Gene Ontology annotation, biological process: GPI anchor biosynthetic process. Gene Ontology annotation, cellular component: Golgi membrane. Lineage: Eukaryota; Fungi; Ascomycota; Eurotiomycetes; Eurotiales; Trichocomaceae. Gene Ontology annotation, molecular function: glycosyltransferase activity. The coding region runs from base 1 to 1302 and encodes 433 amino acids.
AUGAAAAUAACCCAGUCCAGCUCGUUUGCGAACCUCCAACGCUUGUUAACCGCAAUCCUUACUUCUCUAGCAGGCAGAGUCCUUCUGGUUUCUCUGGCUGUGUAUGGAAUUGUCUUUGAAUACUGCAGACUGAGCUACUGGCGCGACCCUCAUUCCGCAUUUUUCGAUGACAGGCACGUCUACGACCUGAAAUAUAGUCUUUAUCGAGAACAUGAGGCGCUCCAGCACAUAUCGGCAUAUAAUGCCAGAACCCAGCCCCCAGCAAGCACCUACGCAUCUCCAAACCCUCGAAUGUGUCUCGCCUUCGUAACGGUAAAGCGAGACCAUGUGAACUACUUCGACGCCUCCGUCGGUUCUCUCCUCAGCGGGCUCAAUGACAGAGAGCGUCGUGUCUUCUCGGUCAACGUGCUUUUCGCCAACACGAACCCCGACGUUCACCCUAGCUGGGGUCAACUGUGGAUGGAUCGGCUGCUUGAUUCGGUGUCCUCGUAUAAUGUGCCUGAGACGGAUUUUCAGAGCCUUCAGGCCCUUGAAGAGAGUCAUAAUUGGCAUGAAAAGGGUAUCUAUGACUAUACAUACGCCCUAGAUCAAUGUUACCUUACCGGCGCUCCAUAUAUUGGAAUCUUCGAGGACGAUAUUAUAUUUGCGGACGGAUGGCUAGUGAAAACUCUCCGGGCUCUGCAUGAUAUAGAAAACAAAUUAAAAGCGCAGAACUGGUUGUAUCUACGCCUUUUUUACACUGAAACGGCCCUGAGCUGGACUAGUGAUGAUUUUGCAUACCGCCACAUGGGCCCCGUGUUUCUUGUUACGAUGCUUUCAGCCUGCGGCGCUCUCUUACUUAUUCGUCGAACACUACCCAGCGCUCGUCGACACUUGGAUGUCGCAACCAUCGCCGUGAUUUGCACGAUUACAGUCCCCGCGUUCAUCGGCCUAGUUUUCAUGAUAGGGAAAUACAACAUCACCCCUUUGCGCGGCGUUGUAGAGAUGAACAAGCAUGGUUGUUGUACGCAAGCCAUGAUUUUCCCUCGCGAUCAAGCGCCCAACUUGGCCAGCUUCCUACGCGAUCGCAAGGGAGGGCAGACGGACUCGUUGAUUGAAGAAUACGCCGAUAAGGAAGCUUUGCGUCGCUUUGCGCUCGCCCCGCCCCAGGUCCAGCACGUCGGUAUUCGUUCCAGUCGCGACAACCUGGAGAUUAACACUCGCAGUACGUGGGCGUUUUGGUUCGAGGAAAACGAUCCUGUGGCUUUGCGUCGGGAACAUGAUGAGUACUUUAUGGAAAUGGGUGACAUGUCUUUUGCUUGA